CUUAGCCAGUCAAAAGCUUUGGAACAGAUAACAUCUCUUUCUCAUCCAUAUUUCAGAAAACACAAAUUUUCAUUUUGCGUCUCUUACUCACUGGAACUGAUCGAUCGACAAAGUGUUCAUAUUUUUUGAACUCAACUGGAGAUGAGUUGAUGCCUGCGGUCAACACAACUCUGUAUAUAAAGAUGGUGAAGCUUUUUGGAUCAUCUUAAAAGUAGACCAGCAAUCAUCCAUGUUUUCGUAUACAUAAGCUCCGCCAAACACCUUGUUCUUCAUGAGUUUCGAUAGCUCUGUUUUCAAUAUUUGAGGAGCAGUUCGAGCUAGCUUGAUGGAGUAGAUUGUGCUCUGUUUUCCAACUCUUACUCGUAGUGUUUUUCAACUCACUGCAGUACACUCUCUCUUCCAGCAAAUUGGUAUAGGCGCGACAAAUUGGCUCUGCGACAUCUGCUCUGCUUCCGAUCUGAGCUGAAGUGUACAUCGCAGAUGCUCCCAAGUCCCAAGUCCAAAGCCUGGCUUAAACACCACGAAGAGAGAGAGAGGCUCAAAGUUAAAAGAUAUUUGUUUCCCUCCUUCUGCACUGGCAUACCCAUUAAACAAUACACUCCCACCGGCAUUUGAAAUUUCCUAGGGUUUCAAAUCUCCGUCACAAUGCCACUACUCUUCUCCACCCUUUCCACCGCCACACGCCGUCGCGUCUACUUGAAAUCACUAUUCAGCUCCUCGAGAUUCAUCUCUACCACUUCAUUUGCACUAGAAUACCCUCUUUCCCACCCAAUUUACACUGUCUGGGGCUCUAACACUGCCGUUGGCAAAACCCUAGUCUCCGCCGGCAUUGCCGCUUCAUUCCUCACCCCUACUUCCACUUCUCCUUUCAAAUUCAUUUACCUUAAGCCGGUUCAGACCGGUUUCCCUUCCGAUUCUGAUUCUCGUUUCGUGUAUAGAAAAUUUGGGGAAAUUUUCGGGCAUCGGAAAUGUAAUCGGACUGUUUUUGCGUCUGAUGAGACGGUUAGAGUGUCGGCUCCGGCUGGGGAGUUGGUGUUGGGGAGUCGGGGGAGUGUUGAGACUCAGAAUUUUACGAAAUGUGAGAGUGGUUUUUGGGAAUUGGGAAGUUGUGAUGGGAGGAAACUGGAAGGCGAGGGAGGGGAGGAGGUGAGAGUGUCGGAAUUGAUAUGUAAGACAAUGUAUGCGUGGAGGGACCCGGUUUCGCCUCAUUUGGCAGCUGAGAGGGAAAAUGCUGUGGUGGCAGAUGCGGAGUUGUUAGAGAUGUUGAAGAAAUGUCUGUGUAUUGGUUCAGAUGACGGGAUGAGGGAGGAUGAGGUUGGUGUUUUUACUUUGAUAGAAACUGCUGGUGGAGUUGCUAGUCCUGGGCCGUCUGGUUCACUUCAGUGUGACUUGUACAGGCCAUUCCGGUUACCUGCACUCCUUGUCGGGGAUGGCCGAUUAGGUGGCAUUUCAUCAACCAUUUCAGCUUAUGAGAGUUUAAAGCUUCGAGGUUACGAUGUUGUUGCUGUAGUUCUUGAAGAUCAAGGUCUUGUAAAUGAUGUGCCACUGUUAUCUUAUCUGCGGAACAGGGUCCCUGUUCUUGUCCUUCCACCAAUUCCAGCAGAUAUGUCAGACAACCUAAUGGCAUGGUUUGACGAAUCUUACAGCGUUUUUGGUUCUCUAAAGGAAGUAAUGCUAUCGUCGUAUUCCGAAAGAAUGCAGAGAUUACAUGAUAUGCCAAAGAAAGCAGUAGAAAUUUUUUGGUGGCCAUUCACUCAACACAAACUUGUACCUGAAGAGAAUGUAACAGUAAUAGAUUCUCGUUGUGGUGAGAACUUUUCAGUUCACAAGGGUAAAUAUCAAGAUGUCAUGAUACAACAAUUUGAUGCUUGUGCAAGUUGGUGGACGCAAGGACCCGAUGCUACCUUACAGAUUGAGUUGGCAAGAGAUAUGGGUUAUACUGCUGCAAGAUUUGGGCAUGUAAUGUUUCCUACGAAUGUAUACGAGCCUGUUCUGAAAUGUGCAGAGCUCUUGCUUGAAGGUGUCGGAAAAGGAUGGGCUUCUCGCUCCUACUUUUCAGACAAUGGAUCUACAGCAAUUGAAAUUGCUCUCAAGAUGGCAUUUCGGAAAUUCCUUUUCGAUCACGAAGAACAUGUGGCUUCUUGGGGGUCUGACAUGAAAGGAACACAUGUUGAGCUCAAGGUUUUAGCACUUAAAGGAUCUUAUCACGGCGAUACUCUGGGUGCCAUGGAGGCUCAAUCACCAUCCCCAUACACUGGUUUUCUCCAACAACCAUGGUACUCAGGAAGAGGGUUUUUUCUGGAUCCCCCGUUAGUUCAUAUUUGCGAUGGAACUUGGAGGCUGUCGCUUCCUGGUAAAUUGCGUUCUUAUGAAGAGAAAGUGGCAGAUAUGUUUUUUGGCUCCCGGGAUGAAAUUUUUAGCAAGAGCAGGGAUGAUUCUAGUCUUGCUCGCUUAUAUGCAUCACACAUUUCAGAAGAACUACUGGUCUUUUCAGCAGAAAAUCUGUCAGCUCAUAUUGGAGCACUGAUUCUAGAACCAGUGAUACAGGGUGCUGGGGGAAUGCAAAUGAUUGAUCCCCUAUUUCAGCGUACUCUUGUUAAUGAAUGCCAGUACCGCAAGAUUCCAGUUAUAUUUGACGAGGUUUUCACUGGUUUCUGGCGUCUGGGAGCAGAGUCUGCUACAGAAUUACUUUUAUGCAAACCAGAUAUAGCUUGCUUUGCAAAGUUGAUGACUGGUGGAAUUAUACCCUUGGCAGCUACAUUGGCAACUGAUGCUGUAUUUGACGCAUUUGUUGGUGAUUCGAAGCUUAAGGCUCUUCUCCAUGGUCAUUCAUACUCUGCACAUGCUCUGGGGUGCGCUGCUGCCUCUAAAUCCAUUAACUGGUUUAAGGACCAUCGGACAAACCAUAAUUUGAAAACAGAAGGAAGUAUGCUGAGGGAGUUAUGGGAUGUGGAACUAGUGCACCAGAUAUCAUUACAUCCAGUGGUCCACAGAGUGGUUUCGCUGGGAACUGUGUUUGCCCUGGAACUGAAAGCUGAAGGCUGCAAUGCUGGGUAUGCAUCUAAAUAUGCAAACAAUCUUCUGGAGAAGCUUUACGAAGAUGGUGUAUACAUGAGGCCUCUUGGAAACGUAAUAUAUCUUAUGUGCGGGCCUUGCACAUCUCCGGCAACAUGUGAAAGGCUCCUGGAGAUACUUUACAAAAGGCUUCAGGAGUUUGGCAAGGAACAGAGUGUAUGAAUUGAUAACCGUGAGUUGCAUCAAAUUAGUAUGUUGUAUUGUAUCGUUGGUGUAUAAUUAUGAAAACUUAUAGUUUCGUUCAGUUAAUGAGUGAAAAAGAUCUCAAUUGCUUCAUUUGAGUCAUCUCUGAUAAUUAGUCUUGUUUUACUUUGGA
Molecule: messenger RNA, 3391 nt
Organism: Daucus carota subsp. sativus
Lineage: Eukaryota; Viridiplantae; Streptophyta; Magnoliopsida; Apiales; Apiaceae
Product: bifunctional dethiobiotin synthetase/7,8-diamino-pelargonic acid aminotransferase, mitochondrial
Exons: 15
Coding region: 646-3237 (863 amino acids)
Biological process (GO): biotin biosynthetic process
Cellular component (GO): mitochondrion
Molecular function (GO): S-adenosyl-L-methionine:8-amino-7-oxononanoate transaminase activity; dethiobiotin synthase activity; ATP binding
Source: RefSeq, a predicted model, not a curated record